UUGAAAUAAAAAGCCCUGCAAGUCUAAAACCGAGUAAGAAGAGAAAGAAAAUACCCUCCAGUUGAGAUCUGAACCAUGCUUUACUCUUUGAUCUGUGGACUUCUUGCUCUGGCUACUUUGUGGUCAGUAGUUAAUGCAACUGUUUUGACUUCUGACACAUUUGAAAAUAGUCCAUGCAUGAAGUUCUUUUAUAAGAACCAAGAGCUGACUGGAUUUGAAGGUUACAAUUAUGCCAGAAUAUGCCAGACUUUCAGGGACAGGUACUAUUUCGCAUCCCUAUACGAUAAGGAUCGACGGAUUCCGUUGUAUUCAGCAUCCUUGUUCAACUAUAAAGAUCCUUUGGACAAAGAGACGGACAUGUCGAAUGAACACUGGAAGUAUGAGCCACAGCUUGCUGACCCAAGUCAAAAAGGAAACAUGCAGCAAAUAGACAGCAAAGUCAAAGAUGAUCCAAUCGUCAAGCAAAGCCAACCAGUAGAAAUUGAUUAUAAUAAAGUGUACCAAAAUGUGAAAUAUACAAGAGGGCAUUUAAAUCCUAACAGCUACAUGGGGAGUAAAUCUAGCAAGGCUUCUACAUUCACGGUGACAAACGCUCCACCCCAGCCUCGUGGAUUUAAUCAGGAACAGUGGAGAAAUGCAGAAAACAAAAUUCUAGGUCUUUUAAACAACAAAUGUCAUGUUGUGAGCGGAGUCAUCCCUUACCAGGUGGAGAAGUGGAUUCCAGAUAAUACAGCGCGCAGAGUGGCUGUACCCGAGUUUGUGUGGAUGGCUUAUUGUUGCCCAGAUCAUCAGCCUCCCACUGGCGCAGUAUUAGGACACAGCGAUGGAUCUAAAACAGUGACUGUCGGAGAAGGGGCUGACAAGUUACAGUUCAAACCUGCUGAAACAAAAGAGAUUGAGGUGCAUCAGCUGGAAGCCAUCUUGAGCUCCAGAUUGCAACCUAAAAAUCAUAUCAGCAUCUUUAAAGAUGGUUGUACUUAAGGUUUCCUUCAUUAAAAGUGCUGGGUGCAAGCAGAAAUGUAAGUGCUUUGCAAAAUUCUUCAAAUGAAUGUUUUCAAUUCAAUGUAUAACCUUCGCUGAGAUAUAAUUUUUUUUGCUUUAGACACAUAGAGAUCUGCAGAAGAAAAGAAAAAAAAUCAAUAUACUCCCAAAUGAUUUGAAGCUGACCUCAUAUCAUGGUUCUAAAAAUGUUAUUAAUGUGAAAAUGGCAAAAUAAAAUACCUUGGCAUUGUAAAGCAUGAUUAAAUAAAAUGGA
Polyodon spathula (Mississippi paddlefish) is the source of this 1255-nucleotide messenger RNA. Its product is annotated as endonuclease domain-containing 1 protein-like. The coding region runs from base 76 to 981 and encodes 301 amino acids. NCBI's taxonomy places the organism in Eukaryota, Metazoa, Chordata, Actinopteri, Acipenseriformes, Polyodontidae. The transcript is spliced from 2 exons. The record is from RefSeq and is a predicted model, not a curated record. Gene Ontology annotation, molecular function: metal ion binding; hydrolase activity; nucleic acid binding.